UUUGUGGACCUAGGACAAAAGGCACGUUCCACGUGUCCAAGAAAAAUAGAAGGGGAAAAAUUGGAGUUAAGGAAAGAAGAAGAGAAAAGAAAAACAAAGUGUCUGUGUGUGAAGUGUGAAGCAGACUUUUCAGUUGUAUUAGUGUUUUUGCAUCAGCUUCUCACUUCAUCUAUCAGUAUCAUGCAAAGCAUCAGCAGCAGCCAGCAGAGAAAUGUUGAGAACCCAUCGCCAAAUCUUGUGCUGUAUUCUUACUGGGAGAGCUCUUGUGCAUGGCGUGUCCGCUUUGCUUUGAAGCUCAAAGGGCUUCCUUAUGAGUAUAGAGCAGUGGACCUUUCAAAAGGAGAGCAUUUUUCUCCAGAAUUUGAAAGAUUAAAUCCACUUCAUUAUGUUCCUGUGUUGAUUGAUGGGGAUAUGGUGAUCUCAGACUCUUUUGCAAUACUUCUGUAUUUGGAGGAAAAGUACCCCCAGAAGACAUUGUUGCCAGAAGAUCCUCAGCAAAGAGCUCUGAAUAUGCAGGCUGCCAGUAUCGUGAGUUCUAGCAUACAGCCUCUUCAUAUGGGGUCAACGCUGAAAUAUAUUCGAGAAAAUGUUGGUCCUGAAGCAUCUUUUUUAUGGGCUCAGUCUAGCAUAGAGAAGGGCUUUGUCACACUUGAGAAGCUGCUGCAGGAUGUUGCUAGCAACUACGCCACUGGAGAAACACUGUUUCUGGCUGAUGUGUUCCUAGCUCCACAGAUAGCUGUGGCUGAAACAAGGUUUAAAAUUGAUAUGUCUAAGUUCCCUACCCUGGGUAGAAUAUUCCAAUCCUACAAGGUGUUACCGGAGUUCGCAGCGUCUCUGCCAUCCGCUCAACCUGAUGCGGUGCCUUAAGUGUCAGUAAGUAUGCCUUUGGAUGCAAAGUGUGUACAAUGCAAAGUAUUUUAUUUACUUGUGCAAGCAGUGUCGGUACUGCCAAACUUUUGUAUCUAAAUGAAGAGUGGAUACAGCGUCUUUUUCUGUCGGAUGUUUUGUGUUUGUUUGUGGUUGACUGUUGCGUUCAAUCUACUCAGUUUUUCAAAGCUA
Messenger RNA from Mercurialis annua (annual mercury), 1059 nucleotides. RefSeq names its product glutathione S-transferase 2-like. NCBI's taxonomy places the organism in Eukaryota, Viridiplantae, Streptophyta, Magnoliopsida, Malpighiales, Euphorbiaceae. The transcript has 11 exons. Gene Ontology annotation, cellular component: cytoplasm. The record is from RefSeq and is a predicted model, not a curated record. The coding region runs from base 181 to 867 and encodes 228 amino acids. Gene Ontology annotation, biological process: glutathione metabolic process; L-phenylalanine catabolic process. Gene Ontology annotation, molecular function: glutathione transferase activity; maleylacetoacetate isomerase activity.